Messenger RNA from Rhinichthys klamathensis goyatoka, 3850 nucleotides. It is a transcript of the gene phf8, whose product is annotated as PHD finger protein 8. NCBI's taxonomy places the organism in Eukaryota, Metazoa, Chordata, Actinopteri, Cypriniformes, Leuciscidae. The record is from RefSeq and is a predicted model, not a curated record. Gene Ontology annotation, biological process: regulation of transcription by RNA polymerase II; protein demethylation. Gene Ontology annotation, molecular function: histone demethylase activity; transcription coregulator activity. The transcript has 22 exons. Bases 598 to 3696 code for a protein of 1032 amino acids.
UUGUUCCCUCUCCCGCAGACAGUGGUCGCUGCACGGGCGGAUUGGGAUGGAUUUAUAGCAAGGGAAAUCGCUGCGUUAUGAAUUUCAUAAAAUCUUUGCUUCUCGGUUGUGGACUGUAUUCUUUCGAGAUUUUGCCAGAUUUGUUUACUCACUCUCCUCUGUUGAAUACGUAAGAACGGAAGAACUGUACGGUUUUUGAAAGCAUCUAGUUGUUUGUAAAGCAGGCCGCGCAGUCCUCGGAUUUUCCCAAAAAUUCGUCCGGCAUGGUGCGCUCGGCCCUCGGUACACUUGCGGCAUUUCACACCCGGCGCCGAACCAUGAUGUGCACCUAGCGCCCAGUUCGACUGCAGUGGACGUAGUAGUGAAGCUUUCUAAUUUACGAUUGACUGAGAGCUGUUGUCACUGCCAGCAUACUUCAUAUACAACACUCUACUGUAAAUAUAACAGCCUUUACAGCACUGCAAGCUGAUUUGUGAACCGCUCUGAAGUGAAGUUGACUCUCCACAGAGGCAACUAAGUGAACUGUGGUGCCAAAACAGAAGCAAUACCAUAUUAUUUAAGACUUUUUUAUAUUGACAUUUGGCCAGGGACUUUAGAAUGGCAUCUGUUCCCGUUUACUGCCUGUGUCGUCUCCCUUACGAUGUCACCCGAUUCAUGAUUGAGUGUGAUGUUUGUCAGGACUGGUUUCAUGGCAGUUGUGUUGGAGUGGAAGAGGAUAAAGCGGCAGAAAUUGAUCUGUAUCACUGCCCUAACUGCCAGGUGUCACAUGGACCCUCUGUCAUGCGUAAACGACGGGGGGCUCCUAAGCAUGCUGAUACUAGUGUGGGGAGAGAAUCAGGACGACCUGUGAAGACGGGCAGUGCUCAGUUUGUCAGGGAGCUACGCAGCCGCACUUUUCCCAGUGCUGAUGAAGUCCUGCUGAAGCCAACCGGGGCCCAACUCACCGUUGAGUUUCUAGAGGAGCGCUCUUUCAGCGUCCCGGUCCUGGUCCUCAGGAAAGAUGGCCUGGGCAUGAAUCUGCCCCCGUCGUCCUUCUCUGUAUCGGAUGUAGAGCAUUAUAUUGGAGCUGACAAGGAAAUUGACGUGAUCGAUGUCGUCCGCCAAGCAGACCUGAAGAUGAAACUGGGAGAGUUUGUGGAGUACUAUAACAGCCCAAACAGAGACCGAGUGCUGAAUGUGAUCAGCUUAGAGUUCUCAGACACCAGGUUGUCAAAUCUGGUGGAGACACCAAAGAUCGUGAGGAAGCUGUCAUGGGUGGAGAAUCUCUGGCCUGAGGAGUCUGUCUUUGAGAGGCCUAAUGUGCAGAAAUACUGCCUGAUGGGAGUGAAGGACAGUUACACGGACUUUCACAUUGACUUUGGAGGAACCUCUGUGUGGUACCACGUACUCCGGGGUGAGAAGAUCUUUUAUCUCAUUCGUCCCACUGCUGCUAACCUGUCCCUUUUUGAGUGCUGGAGUUCAUCCACCAAUCAGAAUGAGCUGUUCUUUGGGGACCAGGUAGACAUGUGCUACAAAUGUUCAGUUAAGCAAGGAAACACCCUCUUCAUCCCAACAGGGUGGAUUCAUGCUGUCCUGACCCCUGUGGACUGUUUGGCAUUUGGGGGAAAUUUUCUACACAGCCUCAACAUUGACAUGCAGCUUCGAGCAUAUGAGAUAGAAAAGCGUCUGAGCACGGCAGACUUAUUCAGGUUUCCAAACUUUGAAACGGUGUGCUGGUAUGUUGGCAAGCAUCUGCUCGACACCUUCAGAGGUCUGAGAGAAAAUCGACGGCAUCCUGCCACUUAUUUGGUCCACGGAGCCAAAGCUCUCAAUAAUGCUUUCCGUAGCUGGACACGGAAGGAAUCCCUGGCUGAGCAUGAACUCGAGAUACCGGAGACCAUAAAGAUCCAGCAGCUAGUGAAGGACUUGGCCAAGGAGAUACGGCUGGUUGAGGAUAUCUUCCAGCAGAACAUCGGCAGGAGUGGGGCACCCUUUGGUGGCUCUCAGGGUCUUCCCUCUCCUCACCCCAAAGCUCCAUUGAACACAUCCUUCAAUUUUGGCCAGCACCCAGGUAAAAAGAAAGGUCCCAAGCUGAAGGAUGGAUUUGGAGGAGUGGGCAUAGGCCCUCCAGGAGCUAAGAAAAAGAGCCAAAAAGGCAAAGAGAUAAAGACAGAAGCCGGAGAGCUGGACCUACUCGAAAUUCAUACUAAACACACGCUCAAGAAGUUCCAGCCAGGGUGCAAAGUCAAAAAGAGCAAGCUUGAGCUGCCCGAUGACUGUCUAGAUGACUUUGAAGAGAAGAUCAACAAGAGCAAGCUCAAGCUCGUGCUGACUAAUGGAAAGAUACAAGGGAAAAAAGGUCGUGCUGGCAGUGCAAAUGGAGCCGGGAGUUCACUUCAACAGUUCCAGCCCCACAUGGCUACUUUGUCCGACUUUGAUUCUGAAGAUGAGCUUCAGAUUGAUGAAACCCCUCCACCUCGCCGUAGACCAUCUCUACCAAGCAAGAAGAAAUUAGCUGGUCUACCAAGGAAACUACCUCGGGCCAAACCAUGCAGCGACCCCCACAGAAUCCGUGAGCCAGGAGAAGUGGACUUUGAUAUUGAGGAGGAUUACACCACAGAUGAGGAGAUGCUCACAGUGCAAGGUGUGAAAGGUGGAGCAGGUGGGAUUUUAGACUUGCUCAAGGCAAGCAAACAGGUGGCGGGUCUCGAUUCUGCACUGAGUGAGGAAGCACCAGCCUCCCCCAGCACCCGUGAUGCUAUCCAGGGCAUGCUCUCAAUGGCCAACCCUCCAUCUUCCUCAUCUUCUUCCUCCUCCUCCUCUCCUCUCUCUAUCUCCGGAGGAGGUGAGAUGAUGGGGCUUUUGAAGGAGAAAGGCGGGAGAGCUGGGUGGAUAAGUGGAGUAAAGAAGAACGAGAAGAAGUCCACCAUUCAGAGGCCAGGGAAACGGCCCAUCAAGCGUCCAGCACGGCACCUCAGUGAUGAAGAAAGCUUGGAUGAACAGGAGACCCUGGGUACCUGUUUUAAAGACUCUGAUUAUGUGUAUCCGUCACUAGAAUCUGACGAGGAGGACCACUUAAGCAAAUCCAAAAUGAAAAGAAAGAGAAACUGGGAUGAUACACCCUGGAGUCCUAAAGCCCGUGUGACCCCUACACUGCCCAAGCAGGAGCGACCGGUAAGAGAGGGUGCCAGGGUGGCAUCUGUUGAAACUGGGCUUGCAGCUGCUGCUGCCAAACUGGCACAACAGGAACAGCAGAAAACCAUAACCAAGAGAAGAUACACCAAGAAGAAGGUCCCUCAAGAGAAAGUACAUUCUGCAGCUGCCCAACUCCAGCGUCAGCCGGACUCUCCACCCGUGUCUCCUCCUCUGCCCUCUGAGCCUCCUGUGGACUGCAUAGUUGAAGAGAGGAGAGUGGAGGUGUACUCUGCCAGCCUGCUGGACCACGAGUACACAGCAGGACCAGGUCCGUUCAGCCCUGGGGGUCCAAGAGGAAGUGGUGCCAUGGCCCCUGGCGUGUUCCUGACUUCAAGACGCCACUCUCUUUCUCCCCAAAACAGCAGCAGCUACUCUCCCUCUGCCCCCUCACCUGGAGGUCUGGCAACUCCAACAUCAGCAGGAGCGUGUCAAGGGAAACGUCCAAAGAAAGGACUUGCCACAGCUAAACAGAGACUGGGAAAGAUUCUGAAAAUACAUCGAAACGGCAAGCUUCUCCUCUAGAUUGAUAUGGAGAAGAGACUGCAGGGAACAAUAGAGGUGGAGAAAACAAAUGAGGAUGAGAGGACCUGAAUGAUAAUGGAGUUAAAUUAUGUGACUGUUUAUGGUUUUAUGGUUCUGCUUGACUGGUUUUAUUUGCUUCAUCUGGGCGAAAAGU